AUGCGGUUACACUCCAAUGCUUUUCUUUUCGAAAGCGCGAGGAUUCUCGGAGGGUACAGACGCGAGAGGAUUGCGAAAGCGUGUUUCCAUCUGUUCAUUUAACGCCGUCUGGUUUCGUUUCACACGAGCGGUGCUAGCGUCGCGCCGCCGUCCACUUCCUUGCUCAACUUUUCCCUUCCACUCUCGUCUUGCUAUGACGCGUGAGAUUCCCUGUCGCCCUCGCAGAUAUUUCCUUCUCAACCACAGUAGUUUCCGGUUUCAACGCUUCUUCUUCGGAAGCGGAAACUGUCGCAUCGAGUGCGCUAGCUAGUUUGCGGUGCGCCUUGCCGCAAGAGUUCGGGACUUCUCCCUGUGUCUCUCGCGAAAAAACCCUGGGUUCCAAACAGAGCAAUUUCGGGAAAUUUUUUAUGGAACGCAGUGGACAUCUCUGCAAAAUGGAACCGUGGAAGCAAAAGGUCCCGCAGUGCUUAUCUCUUCAUGGAAGCAACUCUCUCAGGGGUGGAAAGAGAACUUACAACUGCAAUGUCCUCAUGGACAACUGGCGAAAUGACCGCUUGGACGCCCACAACGACCAAAAACUAACAUCCUGGCGCAUUCCCCAUCCACUCUACACCGAACUCCCGCAAGGAUCGAAAUACGAAACGCAUUAUCGACAGAGCUACGAUUAUGAGGACUGGGCACGGCGUCCGGUGCGGCUGUCAAAAUACGGCCUUUUAGGACAUGAUGAUUCAGGAGCGGAAUCCUGGACCACAGAAACACGGUCUGAAUACGAGCCGCCGAGACUCCGAAGAGAUCAGCUUAAGGCCGCAGGUCAAUGGCCCUACGGGGAAGAUAUCUAUCCGCGACAUGUCCACGGAAACGAGGAAUUUAUGUGUCCUCAUCCCAUGGCGAUUCACGUGAGUCGAACGCACCGAGAAGACUACAUUCGUUCAUUGACUCCGCGACCGGCGUAUGAAAGACCUCCCGCGGGAGUUCCAAGCAGCUCUGGUCGCUUGCCUGGCGUCCCGCCGUAUGCAAAUGACCCCAUUUCGCACCAUGGCGGAUCUCAAGAGCAGAGGCAUUUCUGUCGUAUGCCAUGCCGGAACCCAAGUGGUUCGUCAUCUGUCCAGGGAACCACCGGAGUGGAUGCACGUGCGUCGCCUGCAGGCUCUCCCGUUUUCGCUGGACAGGUCCCUGCUCAGGUGAAACAGGAAGGUGGGGAAUGUGGGCAAGGCUAUGCAGGAAUCGCCGCCACAGAAGAUGGUCUCGUUGAUCACGGGAAUUCUCAGACAGACCGCAGUGCAGGGCAACACUGCAUGCUAAACGCUUCGGGAGGUUCGGAGCGAGCUCACGCAGCCGCAAACACUUCGACAUGUCCCCAAAGGAAGGAAUCCGACCCGCAGCCAACUGUAUCUUGGGCUGCCGUUCCCUGCCAGUGAUUGAAAGCGUUUUGUUCGGAGUCCGAACCCACAAGUGCUCGUAACACCACUCGUUUCUCUUUGUUUACAUGCGGGAAGCCAUGAACAGACGGGGUCAUGACAUCAAGGUCAGCAAGACCCCAACCAUUCAGUAGCUUCAGAAGUCAGAACUGUCAAGCCAGUACUUAAUGCACAACACUAUUGAUGAGUUGCCCUUGCAGGUUUGUCAAUGCAACGGGUCUUUGUCUCCGCGGACGCGUUUUCUGGGGAACAGCGAGAAAAAGGCAAAGUGUUUUGUAUCGUUGAAGAGCCGCACAUGCUAUGGGACCUCUGAAGGCGACUAGGUUGUUUCCUAGUGGUACAAGAGCCGUCCGUGCUGGCAUGUGUCGGGGAAAUCCGAGUCUGCUCGGUGUCGCAUUUUUACGGAUCAUCCUCAUUGUCUGAUGGGGUGCAGCUUGUUUGGGUGUGUGUCUCGUGCGGGCGUCGCUGAGGCUAGGGUAAACUCUCAACGCUUUAGUUCUGGACGACAGUUACACAAAACGGAAGAUGCUGGUUUUCGUCUUUUUUGCCAAGCACCGUGCCGCUCAUGGAACACCCAGGCAUGUUUUGCGGUGCCGUUCCUCACAGAUGUGAGGAGCGGCUACUCGCGAGUGUUGCCGCACCGGAGAUUCUGUGGGAAAACAAACUCUUGUACUAUGAAUCAGAUUUCCGCGCGUCACUGAUAUGUACAUGGAUUUACAGUAUUCCAAAGAACACCUGAUUCGUCUCUAGCCCGUCCAAGGUAAUUCGGGAGUUUCGUACCGUAAGUUCAUUUUUGGCUUCUGGGGUCUGUAAGGCUUAUCGGACGAGGAGUUGUGCUUCACUGGUCAAUUCUCGAGCCCUCCAAAAAGUAGCAAGGCUCACAUUUUCUCCAAACGCACUUCUUGUCCAAAGACAACAAAGAGUGGG
Toxoplasma gondii ME49 is the source of this 2345-nucleotide messenger RNA. RefSeq lists its product as hypothetical. The transcript is spliced from 4 exons. The record is from RefSeq and is a predicted model, not a curated record. Lineage: Eukaryota; Apicomplexa; Conoidasida; Eucoccidiorida; Sarcocystidae. Bases 408 to 1418 code for a protein of 336 amino acids.